This is a messenger RNA of Macaca mulatta (Rhesus monkey), 1985 nucleotides long. It is a transcript of the gene KLK10, whose product is annotated as kallikrein related peptidase 10. The record is from RefSeq and is a predicted model, not a curated record. Gene Ontology annotation, molecular function: serine-type endopeptidase activity. Gene Ontology annotation, biological process: proteolysis. NCBI's taxonomy places the organism in Eukaryota, Metazoa, Chordata, Mammalia, Primates, Cercopithecidae. Gene Ontology annotation, cellular component: secretory granule.
GCUUCCGGACUCCUCAGGGUUAAAAGGGAAGGUCCGGCCAGGGGUCCCUGGGCAGAGGAUACCAGCGGCGGACCACAGGCAGGGCAGAGGCACGUCUGGGUCCCCUCCCUCCUUCCUAUCGGCGACUCCCAGAUCCUGGCCAUGAGACCCCCGCACCUCCACCUCUCCGCCGCCUCUGGCGCCCGGGCUCUGGCGAAGCUGCUGCCGCUGCUGAUGGCGCAACUCUGGGCCGCGGAGGCGGUGCUGCUUCCCCAAAACGACACGCGCUUGGACCCCGCAGCCUACGGCGCCCCGUGCGCGCGAGGCUCGCAGCCCUGGCAGGUCUCGCUCUUCAACGGCCUCUCAUUCCACUGCGCGGGUGUCCUGGUGGACCAGAGUUGGGUGCUGACGGCCGCGCACUGCGGGAACAAGCCACUGUGGGCUCGAGUCGGGGAUGACCACCUGCUGCUUCUUCAGGGCGAGCAGCUCCGCCGGACCACUCGCUCUGUUGUCCAUCCCAAGUACCACCAGGGCUCAGGCCCCAUCCUGCCAAGGCGAACAGAUGAGCAUGACCUCAUGUUGCUGAAGCUGGCCAGGCCCGUAGUGCCGGGGCCCCGCGUCCGGGCCCUGCAGCUUCCCUACCACUGUGCCCAGCCUGGAGACCAGUGCCAGGUCGCUGGCUGGGGCACCACGGCCGCCCGGAGAGUGAAGUACAACAAGGGCCUGACCUGCUCCAGCGUCACUAUCCUGAGCCCUAAAGAGUGUGAGGUCUUCUACCCUGGCGUGGUCACCAACAAUAUGAUAUGUGCCGGGCUGGACCGGGGCCAGGACCCUUGCCAGAGUGACUCAGGAGGCCCCCUGGUCUGUGAUGAGACCCUCCAAGGCAUCCUCUCAUGGGGUGUUUACCCCUGCGGCUCUGCCCAGCAUCCAGCUGUCUACACCCAGAUCUGCAAAUAUAUGUCCUGGAUCAAUAAAGUCAUACGCUCCAACUGAUCCAGAUGCCCAGAGGCUCCGUCGUCCAUCCUCUUCCUCCCCAGUCGGCUGAACACUCCCCUUGUCUGCACUGCUCAAACCUCUGCCACCCUCCACGCCUCUAAACAUCUCUCCUCUCGCCUCAUUCCCCCACCCAUCCCCAUUCUCUGACUGCACUGAAGCUGAAAUGCAGAGAAACAUUAUUCCAGAAAAGCAAGGAAGCCGGUCAUCGCCCAGUCUCUGAGAGCAGUUAUUGGGGUCACCCAACCUGACUUCCUCUGCCACUCCCUGCUGUGUGACUUUGGGCAAGCCAAAUGCCCUCUCUGAACCUCGAUUUCCUCAUCUGCAAAAUGGGAACAAUGACGUACCUACCUCUUAGCCAUGUUGUGAGAAGACUAUGAUAUAACGCGUAUGUAAAUCUUCAUGGUGAUUGUCAUGUAAGGCUUAACACAGUGGAUGGGGAGCUCUGACUAAAGGUUACCUGUUGUCAUGAUCUGACCACAUCCCAGUGAGAGCAUUUCCAGGGAAGAAGUGCACGGGGUAGCCCCCAAUCCCAACCCUGCAUCCCCAUCCCUUAGGGAUGAUGGAAGAAUCAUUUUCCCCACCCUAGUUCCAAGUCCCAGGAACCACCUUUUAACCACUUCCUUCUCAUCUCCCACUGUUUCCCACUUCUGAUUCCACCCAACACCAGUUCCUCCUGUCUUGGUAGGAACUAGGCUGGCCGUGAGUCAUAUAGCACCUUCUCUGCCUUCAUGGGGCCGCUGGAACUCAAGGGACCUCACCUUGCUUCCAUCCUAACCUCUAAGACCAGAGGACUGAGGGGGUAGUGAAGAUUGGGGAACUCUUGCCACCUCAACUGCCAAGUUUGUGCCAAGAAACCUUCCUCUGACAUUUAGGGGAAAAAUCUUUGGUUUGUCUGUUAUUAAUUGGCUGUGAGAUUUUCGUCCUGAAAACUUGGGAGGAGGAAUUUUUUGACUCUCCCUGAAAUUGGGGGAGGGGAGGGGAGUUAAUACACAGAGUCCAGGUAAAGCUAA